Ooceraea biroi (clonal raider ant) is the source of this 1907-nucleotide messenger RNA. RefSeq lists its product as uncharacterized. Gene Ontology annotation, biological process: sleep; positive regulation of voltage-gated potassium channel activity; regulation of synaptic transmission, cholinergic. Lineage: Eukaryota; Metazoa; Arthropoda; Insecta; Hymenoptera; Formicidae. The record is from RefSeq and is a predicted model, not a curated record.
AUACACCGGUGGCUGGAGUUUAGUGGGGUUGCGCCACGCUAGCGCCGAGCGUUAACAGUGCUUUCUCGGUUCUCCAGGUCAAAUGAUAUCCGCGGAUCUUUUUGAUUCCUGAUUCUUCUUCUCCCUUUUUCUUCCCCUCCUUCAUUUUUCUCCGUCCAAUCCAUUUCGAUAUUACCUGCCCUCUCUUCUCCGGCCACUUUCGUUACCUACGUAUCGUCAUCCGCAUCGUCUGCAUUUCUUUCCCGUUCCUCCUCUCGCGUUCCACCAGAAAUAUUUUCUCGCGGGUGUUUCCGUACGCCUUCCGGUGAAACCUUUCAGGGGACGGUAGGCUCGAUUGUUCUCCGAUUGUUAAUAUCAAAAGAGGCGGGAUAAAAAAUGAAGAACGUCCUUGAAGCUAGAUACGCCGCUGUUGCUUUGGGUGGCAUCUUCCUGUUUCUGUGCCAUAGCGGUGCCGAUGCCAUGCAAUGUUAUCAGUGCAACAGUCGUAACAAUAGCCAAUGUGCCGAUCUUGUGCCUCCGGAUUCCAUGAAGAUAGAUUGCGCAGAUCUCAAGGAUGGCGCAAAGUAUACGAUGUGCCGAAAGAUCACGCAAGUUAUUGAGUUCAGCGUUAAUGGCUUGCCUCCUGAUACACGAGUCAUUCGAGGCUGUGGAUGGGAUGAAUCGAAUUACAAGGGCAAAUGCUACCAACGAAGCGGCUUUGGCGGCAGGCAAGAAGUCUGUUCCUGUCUGACCGAUUACUGUAACGCGGCGAUGCCCGGACUUGACAUUAUGCCACUUCAAAAUCUCCUUCUUUUAUCGUGUACUCUGAUUAGCGUGCCACUAGCACUCUUCCCGACGAACUAAUCGCACUUAAAGGAUAUUUCAAACUCUCAAUAGGAUCCAAGCGCAAGAAUCACGACGAGCAAAGGGUGAAUCAGGGGCAAUAAGGAGAACAAUCUGCCUUCGCUAUUGAUAAUACGAACAACGAGUAGUCAUAAAAAACUGAAUGAAAUUCUGCUUCUUUUCCCAAGUGACAAAGCGACAAAGGAAACCAGAUUUCUUGCUAUAUGAUACGUAAUACCAAAUAAUGAAGAAUAUCAUCUACUAAAGAAAUGAAUAGUUUCCAGGAUUUACGCGGUUUAUAUACGAUCACGAGGAAUCGUCCUCGUCCGCGAAUCAUAGUCUUAGCAGAUCACAUUGCAUUCGAUCAUCGACGGUUUCAGGAUACAUUAUUCGUAUUAUUACGCGCGUCGGUGACGGAUUAGAUCACAAAUAGAUGUGAGGGAUUCCGUAACUCUACAAGUAGCGAUUAGAGUAACGCGUAACGAGCAGAUCAUACGCAUUGUUUCGCGAUUUUAAACUUUCUUGGAAUUUUAAUAUCAUUCCCGAAAAUUAUUUAUCGAUCUAAUUUAUCGAUGCUUCGAUAUUAUAAUUUUAUUCGAAAUUGGAGCGCGAGAGAACGUCACUUCUGGAUGCUUGUAAUCAUGUACACGUAGAUUAAGCUGUGUAAGUAAAUUCUCGCGUCAUAGAUAACGAUUGUUAUAGCAAUUUUAUAAUUUAAUUAUGCAACAGCGAUACAAUAUCGAUUAAGAUACACUACGAAAUUCUGUGAAAAAAUGCUCAUGGCAAAAUUGUUGUCAGAUUUUCUAUUUGCAUUUCACUGCAUCUCUCUUCACGUGAGCGAUAAUACAGAUAAUGCAUCACAUCAAAAUUUUAUAUUAAAUAACUCGGUAUGUCAAAGACAAGAGGUCGUACCUGCUUGUUAUAAUAAAAUGAAGAAAACUUUAAUCCGUGCAUUUCGACGAAGUGUCAAAUGUUUGGCUACAAAUGUUCAGAAUAGUUAUGUGAUAUACCAGGUGAGAUCGUAUAAUUCUCGUUGAACUUUAAAGUUAUACAAAUAUAAAUGAUACAAUACUAAAAUUUCGGAA